Pteronotus mesoamericanus is the source of this 939-nucleotide messenger RNA. RefSeq names its product putative serine protease 45. The transcript is spliced from 6 exons. The coding region runs from base 1 to 939 and encodes 312 amino acids. NCBI's taxonomy places the organism in Eukaryota, Metazoa, Chordata, Mammalia, Chiroptera, Mormoopidae. Gene Ontology annotation, molecular function: serine-type endopeptidase activity. The record is from RefSeq and is a predicted model, not a curated record. Gene Ontology annotation, biological process: proteolysis.
AUGGCUGCCUCGCCGUCAGGCCUCAGUGCUGGGCCUGGAGGCCUGAUCAGCAGCCUCCUGCUGCUGCUGCUGCCGCCUCUGCUGAACUUGGGUUACAAAGAAAAUGAUACCGAACCAGCUUGUGGCAAACCCUGGUGGUCGGAGGAUUUGGAUGGGACCCGCCACUGGCCCUGGGAGGUGAGCCUCCAGCUGGAAAGAGAACACGUGUGUGGAGGGGCCCUCAUUGACCACAAAUGGGUGGUGACCGCGGCCCACUGCAUCCAAGGCACCAAAGAGUACUCGGUGACCCUCGGCACCUCCCAGCUGAAGCCCUCGGACCCCAGGAAGGCCAUCUCGAUCCCCGUGAGUGACAUCAUCCUGCACCCCAAGUACUGGGGCCGGAUCUUCCUCAUGGGCGACCUUGCCCUUCUCCGGCUUCACACUCCCGUCUUCUUCAGCAAGUACGUGCAGCCCAUCUGUCUCCCCGAGCCCACCUACAACCUGAAGGUUGGGACACAGUGCUGGGUGACCGGCUGGGGCCAGGCUAAGCAGCGCUUCUCAGUCAACUCCACGCUGGCCCCAGAGCUGCAGGAGGCCGAGGUGUUUAUCAUGGACAACAAGAGAUGUGACCAGAUUUACCGCAAGAAGUCCCGCAUCCCCCGCAUUGUCCCCCUUGUCUUGGAGGACAUGAUCUGUGCCACCAAUUACGGAGAAAACUUGUGCUAUGGGGACUCUGGGGGCCCAUUGGCUUGUGAAGUCGAGGACAGAUGGACCCUGGCUGGAGUGUUGUCCUGGGAAAAGGCUUGCGCCAAAGCACAGAAUCCAGGGGUGUAUACACGUGUCACCAAAUACAGCAAAUGGAUCAAGAAUCAAAUGAGCAACAGGGCUCUCUCAGGCCCCUGCACCUCUGUCUGGCUUCUACUCCUGUCCUGGCUGCUGCAGCCCCAAGUGGGCCCCUGA